CUUGCUGGAAUGACUAAGCAGGAAGCCACAGCUAUCUGGAUUUCAUGAUAGGUCUGCUCUGCUCUUCUGUAUCUGAUGCUAAGAGGAUACACACCCUUCUUAAGAAUUCCUUUUCUAGAAUUUCUUCUAGACUCCUUUCUGGAAAAGUUUCUCAGAGCUCCAGAGCAGAGCAGGAGUCUGGCCCCAAGGAGCCAGGAUGCAGGCAGGAGCUGAGGGAUGAAGAGAGAGGUAAAGUCUAAGAAGUGUUCUUUGUGGCUAAUGUACUUCCUCAGCCUCAAGCCUGUCUGCCCAGAGGAAGCGAUAGGUUUCGUGGUUUGGCAUCUUGACUCCUUGCUUCUGUUUUGCUCCACUCCAUUCAUAAUGCUGCUACCAACAAGUUAGUACCAGGGAGGACCUCCACGCCUGGAACCACUGCCUUCUGAAAAGGUGGUCAGUGCCCGUUGAAAUUGCAUCUGUUGAAGCCUGCCUGUCACGGAGAAGGCUCCCUGGAGGAGUUUCAGGGCUUUUCCAAGUGUGGUCCAGGGACUGCCCUGCGUCACAGAAGACAAGCAAUGCUAUGCAUGUAGACUUCUAGGCCCUACCAGAGACCUGUGGAAAUGGGAACUGGGGGCAUCUGAGAGCUCAGGAGUCUGCCCUUUGAACCCCAUUCGUGAGUAAUUCUUGUGCCACAGCCCUUGGAGUUCUUUCAGGGCAUUUGCUGAGAGUAUUCACUCUCUUUCUUUGCGGUCUUGAAAAGGGACUUGAGACAGCCGGGUCCCAUGUAAAUGCAUCUUCUUCAAGUAGCCUACAGAUGUGACCAUCUCUACCCUAGGGGAGACAGCCCUGCUGAGUUGUGCUGGUUGCUGCUGUGUUGACAGGCCCCCGCUCUGAGAUGAAAGCCAUGCCCUGGAACUGGACUUGCUUGUUGUCCCACCUGCUGGUGGUGGGGAUGGGCUCCUCUACUCUGCUUUCAAGGCAGCCACCACAGCUGUCUCAGAAGCGCUCUUUUGUCACUUUCCGAGGGGAGCCCACCGAGGGCUUCAAUCACCUUGUGGUGGAUGAGAGGACAGGACACAUUUACUUGGGGGCUGUCAACAGGAUCUACAAACUCUCUAGUGACCUCAAAGUCUUGGUGACUCAUCAGACAGGGCCAGACGAGGACAACCCCAAGUGUUACCCACCUCGUAUUGUUCAGACCUGCAAUGAGCCCCUGGCCAGCACCAAUAAUGUCAACAAGAUGCUACUUAUAGACUACAAAGAAAAUAGGCUGAUUGCAUGUGGAAGCUUGUACCAGGGUAUCUGCAAGCUCCUCAGGCUAGAGGACCUCUUCAAGUUGGGAGAGCCCUUCCACAAGAAAGAACAUUACCUCUCAGGGGUUAAUGAGAGUGGCUCUGUUUUUGGGGUGAUCGUCUCCUAUAGCAAUUUGGAUGAUAAACUCUUUAUUGCCACUGCGGUGGAUGGCAAGCCUGAAUAUUUUCCUACCAUCUCUAGCCGGAAGCUGACUAAGAACUCUGAGGCAGAUGGCAUGUUUGCUUAUGUUUUCCAUGAUGAAUUUGUGGCCUCUAUGAUCAAGAUCCCUUCAGACACCUUCACAGUUAUCCCUGACUUUGACAUCUACUAUGUCUAUGGCUUCAGCAGUGGCAACUUUGUCUACUUUUUGACCCUUCAGCCAGAGAUGGUGUCUCCCCCAGGCUCCACAACAAAGGAGCAGGUGUACACGUCAAAGCUUGUGAGGCUUUGCAAAGAGGACACAGCCUUCAACUCCUACGUGGAGGUGCCCAUUGGCUGUGAGCGCAAUGGGGUGGAAUAUCGCUUGCUCCAGGCUGCCUACCUAUCUAAAGCUGGUGCUGUGCUGGGCCGGACCCUGGGAGUCCGUCCAGAUGCUGACCUCCUCUUCACUGUCUUCUCCAAGGGCCAGAAGCGGAAGAUGAAAUCUCUGGAUGAGUCUGCCCUGUGCAUCUUCAUCUUGAAACAGAUCAAUGACCGUAUUAAGGAGCGCCUACAGUCCUGUUACCGAGGUGAGGGAACACUGGACCUGGCCUGGCUCAAGGUGAAGGACAUCCCUUGCAGCAGUGCGCUCCUAACUAUUGAUGACAACUUCUGUGGCCUGGAUAUGAAUGCCCCUCUGGGAGUGUCUGAAAUGGUACGUGGCAUUCCCGUCUUCACAGAGGACAGGGACCGCAUGACUUCCGUCAUCGCCUAUGUCUACAAGAACCACUCUCUGGCCUUCGUGGGCACAAAAAGUGGCAAGCUAAAGAAGAUCCGGGUGGAUGGGCCCAAGGGGAAUGCCCUCCAGUAUGAGACUGUGCAGGUGGUAGACCCAGGCCCAGUUCUCCGGGACAUGGCCUUUUCCAAGGACCAUGAGCAACUCUACAUCAUGUCAGAAAGGCAGGUAAGGCUGUUGAGCUCUGCUCAACAUUUGUCUUGCAACUAAAUGCUAGCCUGUGGCUCCGUAGAAACCUACAGGAUGCCAGCUGCAGAGAGGUGAUUUGAUUUAUUUAGCUCAGUGUGUUUCCUUUCAGUUGUGCUGCCUGGGGACCAGGGCUGGGUCUGUUGUAACAGGAAUGGAACAUUUGAAAUAUGAAAAUAUCCAUGAGUCUAGGACAAAUCCACUGGAUUCAAAAUGAUGGUGUGGAUAGGCUCAAAACCAACAUUUACUACCUUGAAGAAGAACUCUUAAAUGUAGAACCCCAAGUUCCUGGUCAGAUUCCCCUACACAAAGGAUAACCACCUAUCAAAGUCACCUUUCAGGUCCCAAGAGAUCUGUGUGAUAGCAAAGAUUUAUUGCUGUAAGAAACCUAGGUAAGUGAGCAUCAUAGACGAACCCGAUGGAUGAAGGUUUGCAAAACAGUGCAGUGAAAUGAGAUGACCCAUCCUGUGGUCUGAGCACUCCCAUGUACCUCCAACCCAGUGGAACCUCCAGAAGAGUACGUGAUAACCAAUCUGUGAACAGAUAAGGCACAGGGAUGACUGUUGGCUGAAACUAAGCAGGACUUAGCAAUGUUAGAUUUGGUUCUGGAGCUUAGCCAAGUGCUAAGUAAGCUAUUCAGGGGUCCUCAGUGCAGACCAGAGACAAUUGCAUAUAAUUAAAGGUGUUUCGUUGUCCUUUAACUCACUGCCCAGAGUGUUAGAUUCCAC
Cricetulus griseus (Chinese hamster) is the source of this 3117-nucleotide messenger RNA. The record is from RefSeq and is a predicted model, not a curated record. NCBI's taxonomy places the organism in Eukaryota, Metazoa, Chordata, Mammalia, Rodentia, Cricetidae.